Molecule: messenger RNA, 1411 nt
Organism: Anolis sagrei ordinatus
Lineage: Eukaryota; Metazoa; Chordata; Lepidosauria; Squamata; Anolidae
Gene: BBS5
Product: Bardet-Biedl syndrome 5
Biological process (GO): cilium assembly; intracellular transport
Cellular component (GO): BBSome; ciliary basal body
Molecular function (GO): phosphatidylinositol-3-phosphate binding
Source: RefSeq, a predicted model, not a curated record
UUCCGCUGAGGUAAUUUGUCCCUCGUCGGCGCCCGUCAGGAAGUUGCCAAGGAAGAACUCGGAGACGCUGAAGGAAAAAGCUGACAGUCGCUAUGGCGGCGGCGGCGGCGGCAGCUGCGGCGGACACGCUGUGGGAAGACAGGGACGUCCGCUUCGACAUCUCCCCUCAGCAAAUGAAAAUGAGACCAGGAGAAGUUCUCAUUGAUUGUUUGGAUCCUAUUGAAGAUACCAAAGGAAACAAUGGAGAAAAAGGCAGACUCUUGGUUACAAACCUACGAAUUAUUUGGCACUCUAUAGUAUUGCCUAGAGUCAACCUCUCUGUUGGUUACAAUUGCUUUGUGAACACAACAACAAGAACUGCUAACUCAAAAUUAAGAGGCCAGACUGAAGCACUUUACAUUUUAACGAAAUGCAACAAUACACGUUUUGAAUUCAUAUUUACGAAUGUGGUUCCUGGGAGCCCCAGACUUUUUGCCUCAGUUAUUGCUGUACACAGAGCUUAUGAAACAUCUAAAAUGUAUCGUGAACUUAAACUGAGAUGUGCAUUGAUCCAGAACAAGCAAUUGAGAUUGUUGCCAAAAGAACAAGUAUAUGACAAAAUUAAUGGUGUCUGGAAUUUAUCUAGUGAUCAGGGAAAUCUGGGUACCUUUUUUGUCACAAAUGUAAGAGUAGUUUGGCAUGCUAAUAUGAAUGACAGCUUUAAUGUCAGUAUACCUUACCUACAAAUUCGUUCAGUAAAGAUAAGAGACUCAAAAUUUGGCUUGGCCCUUGUCAUUGAAAGCUCUCAAGCGACUGGAGGUUAUGUGCUUGGGUUUAAGAUUGACCCCGUUGAAAAACUAGAGCAAACCGCUAAAGAAAUAAAUUCACUGCAUAAAGUCUUUUCAGUUAAUCCUAUAUUUGGAGUGGAUUAUGAAAUGGAAGAAAAGCCCAAACAGCUAGAGGACCUGACAGUGGAGCAGGUACAGGAUGAUGUGGAGAUAGAAGCAGAUGAGCAGACAGAUGCUUUUGUGGCUUAUUUUGCUGAUGGAAACAAGCAACAGGACCGUGAACCUGUUUUUUCUGAAGAGCUAGGACUUGCAAUAGAAAAACUAAAAGAUGGAUUCACACUGCAAGGACUCUGGGAAGUAAUGAGUUGACAUUAAUAUAUAAAUAAGUAUAUUUAGUCGCGCUUCAGUACUUUUUAACAAAGAGGCUAAAAUACCCAUUUUAUGGAGAUUUUAUAAAAGAAUAAAUAAUUGUAUACAGUGUAUAGUUUCCAAUAGGAAUUAUAUUUGUAAGAUAUAUUUAUGUACUGUAUUUUUAAUAUGUGUAUGGUGCUUUAAGUUUUAAAUUAUUUGUUUAGAAUAUUUGUAUUGAUCUCAUAUAAGUCUAAAUUGUGUUAUUUAACAAAAUAAAAUGAGAAAAGAUGUGA